Messenger RNA from Arctia plantaginis, 2511 nucleotides. The record is from the annotation of a GenBank genome assembly. NCBI's taxonomy places the organism in Eukaryota, Metazoa, Arthropoda, Insecta, Lepidoptera, Erebidae.
AUGGCACUAAGGAGACAAAAAAUAUGGACGGGUAAGCGCUAUGAAGGUCUGGUAGACAUGGGUUUGGGAAGCGAUGAUAACAACCAAAUGGCUACUCAGGCAUACGUCUUAAUGUUGGUUGCAAUUAAUGAUAGUUGGAAAUUACCACUGGCUUACUUUUUCAUUGACACUUUAAAGGCAGACAUGAAAGCCAAUUUGAUUAAUAUAGCAUUAGAAAAAUGUGAAAAAAUAGGGCUACAGAUUCGUUCGCAUGGUGGAGGCCGAUGGUCUUCACGCACUGAGCUGUCGUCGCUGCACAGUGUCGAAGAUGCAAACGCCGGGGGUAGUGUCGAAGAUGCUAACGCCGGGGGGCCUACUCCAGGCACUUCGGGGCAUCCUUCGGGGCAUCACCAAAGUUUGAAGGAGCAGUUGAAAAUUGUCAAAAAAGCGAAGGCGGCUGACGCGAGGAAUUUAAAAAAAAUAGGGCUCGCUCAAAGGAAGACGUUGGCGAACCUCCGAGAUCUUAAGCAGGUGGGCAACUUUAUGUUGCCGGACGCCCCUACUUCGAAAGGAAAAGGAAAGGGUAAGGGAAAGGGGAAGGGAACCACACCCGACCACCGCCAGUGGAUACCCUGCCCCUUACUCCCUGGAGUGCCGUCCACCCCUCCCCCAAGAACACCUCAGCCUUGGGAGGUCGUGGAAGACAUCAUAGAAGGUUCGCCUACGUCUUCCUCCUGCCUUUUUGCAGAGCCUUUACCCGGCUUGAGAAGGCGUCGCAGUACUUCAACUGCUUCUCAAGCGAACAUCCGGCUGAGUCCCUCCACCGGGUUGAUGACGAUAGUGUCUGCGGAAUGUACACCUACUUCCAGAAUUUCUCAGAGGCCGACGUUGGGUUCGGGCAGGAGCGUCCUGACAGACAUGUCCUUCGAGAUUGAUGUCAACGUAGAACGUGACCUGGAAACCGAAGCCAAUAGCGGGAGUGAAAUAGAGGACGAGGAUGAGGAUCCCGUGGAUACUUCGGUCAUCAUAAACCGGAGACCGGAUUUGGCAGUGCUGGGCGAGCCGACUCCAGAAGAGGCCGUCCAGCUCCAAAUUAUGGACGGCAACGAAGACCAGGCCAUUCGGCGUUUGGCUGCGGACGACGAUGUCGACGUCCUAAAUUUCCAGUGGUCUUCUGACUACAACAACUUCAAGGGGGUGAGAGAAACUUUCACCGGUCCGUCUGGCCCAACUUUCGAUCAUUCCCAUGACUCUAUUUUGCAAAUUUUCGAGCACAUUUGGGAUACCAGUGUUAUCGACCAUAUAGUUGCUGAAACCAACAGAUACGCGCGGCAACUACAGACUAAAAAAACUGGAGUUCUCGCGUCGAGGAUGUCUCGGUGGAAGGAUACUACCAGCGACGAGAUGUGGCGUUUUUUGAGUGUUUUAAUGAUCCAGUCGCUGGUAGUAACCAAUGUAGAGCGAGAAUACUGGUAUCCCAAAUAUAAGCAAUUACGAAUUGGGGAGAUUGGAGACAUAAUGCCGUUUAACCGGUACUUGUUACUGAAGAGGUGCCUGCAUUUUACAGACAAUGCUACCUUACCCGAACACCCCUCCAAACUUCAAAAGAUUUUGCCCAUUGUUAAUCAUUUGAACAGCAAAUUUAGCUCGCUGUACCUUCCCGAGCAAAAUGUUGCUAUCGAUGAGUCGCUUCUUCUAUGGAAGGGGCGACUCUCAUUUUCUCAAAGAAUUUCCACGAAAAGGGCUCGGGAAGGCAUUAAAAGCUAUGAGCUGUGUGAGUCCCGAACGGGAUACUUAUGGAAAAUGGAGGUGUAUUCGGGUAAGGGGCACGUCCAUGGUCCGCAAGAAGCGAGUGCGGAUGGGGUAGAACCGAGGCAGGAGGUCGAGAUAGAUGAGCCGGAAAAUUCCACCGCUCAAAUAGUGUACAAUUUAUUGAGACCUUUGUUUGGCAGAGGUCACACAGUAGUUAUGGACAAUUUCUACAAUUCUCCUCUUUUGUCCAGACUUUUAAAAUAUAAAUACCAUACGGACACAAUGGGCACACUCCGUCUUAAUAGAGAGUUUGUUCCAGAGGCUUUAAAGGUGAAAACCAAAAAAAAUAUGAGGCAAGGAGAAGUUUGUUUCAGUUCCACCCGAGACAUUUCCAUACUUACAUAUAUGGACAAGAACGUGGUGCCAAUGAUUUCCACAUUUCACAAGCCUGAAGUCGGCGGAAUAGCAAAGUACGGUUACUACCGCUACAAACCAAAAGUCAUUUUAGACUAUAACAUCGCCAUGGGUGGCAUUGAUCGUAAAGAUCAGCUGCUCAGCAGCUACCCCAUGGAGAGGUCCAGAAACCUAUGUUGCACCCUAGAGGCGGUAGCCGAGCUGGCUGACCGCGUCCAGGAUAUCGUGGCGCCGGCAAGCCACGUCGCAGCAACUUCGGCGACAGGACCCUCGGUCAGCGAGAUGACAGCUGAGAUCUCCGAGUUUAAGCCCGCGAUGAACAACCUAACGCUGCAGCUACUUCCACACACAAAUUUCAAGAACUAA